Molecule: messenger RNA, 359 nt
Organism: Gryllus bimaculatus (two-spotted cricket)
Lineage: Eukaryota; Metazoa; Arthropoda; Insecta; Orthoptera; Gryllidae
Source: the annotation of a GenBank genome assembly
CGCUGGGCGGCGGCGCCGACGGAGGCGGAGGCGCGAGCGACGCAGCCGCGCUCAUGAGCGCCGCGUGCCGCGUGGGAGCGGCCGCCGCGCGCCACUCCGCCACCGACUGGGACAUCAACGACACCAGCGUGCCCCGGUGGGCGGACGGCCACUGCCGCCUGGUGUACCCGGCGUCCAGCGAGGAGGCCAAGCGCCACGCGUCGGGCUGGGCCAUGCGCAACACCAACAACCACAACGUGCACAUCCUCAAGAAGUCGUGCCUGGGCGUGCUGGUGUGCUCGCUGCGCUGCACGCUGCCCAACGACGAGAAGGUGCACCUGCGCCCGGCCAUCUGCGACAAGGCGCGCAAGAAGCAGCAA